Oppiella nova is the source of this 786-nucleotide messenger RNA. The record is from the annotation of a GenBank genome assembly. NCBI's taxonomy places the organism in Eukaryota, Metazoa, Arthropoda, Arachnida, Sarcoptiformes, Oppiidae.
AUGCACUCUUCUAUGAGUAUCUGUGGUCUCGAAGUGCACUCUAUUCCCUGUCGUCACGAAUUCCAGAUAAAAUUCAAUAAGUAUUUUGGCAUAGGACGAGAUGACGUAGGAACUGACCUAGAUCAUAAAUCCGGCGUUCAUAGGAAACGAGAUGUGGAUUCUGUAGAGACUAUAGAGGAAGAUGUGGGCGAUUAUGGAGAAGGAUUAGACCGAAUGGAACCGGAGUCUGAAGAUAACAGCAGAAGACCAACAAAUGUGAUCAUAAGAGAGAAUUACUUGGACUGCGUGAACAUCAACACCGAAGUGGACAAACUGUGGACCAACUUCAAUGUCAUCAGCAAUGAGAGUUGUCUCACACUCUAUAGGUUCGCACCCUUUGAGAUCACAUAUGAUGUCCACUUCAAGAAUGGCUCCAUAUCUCAGACUAAGAUUCAAUUGGGACUACAGGACAGCGAGAGAACUACAGACACAAUAGUAGUGACACUAACGGGGAAAGUGGUUGAGGGCUACCUGACGGGCGCCCACUUCCAGAGUGUAACCGUAUAUCCAGUGCUGAACGACAACAUAUGUCUGACUGAACCGGGAAUCACAGAAUUGCGAUCCAAUUCGGCUUCCGUUACAUUCAUUCUGUUGCCCAACAGUCCGGUCACUGAAUCCACAGAAUCUUCAAUCACUUCACGAGUGCUUCGACUUCCGGAAGCGUUUGACUGUUUCGGUAACGCAUCCAUUGAUUACAUCCCAGGACUCGUCGAUUUCAAACAAUUGUGGACCGAUUCUGACAAAUAA